Capsaspora owczarzaki ATCC 30864 is the source of this 1937-nucleotide messenger RNA. RefSeq names its product mthfr-prov protein. The record is from RefSeq and is a predicted model, not a curated record. NCBI's taxonomy places the organism in Eukaryota, Filasterea, Ministeriida, Capsasporidae. The coding region runs from base 105 to 1745 and encodes 546 amino acids. Gene Ontology annotation, biological process: tetrahydrofolate interconversion. The transcript has 5 exons. Gene Ontology annotation, molecular function: methylenetetrahydrofolate reductase [NAD(P)H] activity; FAD binding. Gene Ontology annotation, cellular component: cytosol.
UGUCGCGGUUUGACCGGCUGUCGCAGGGCAACCCGCUGUUCAUUGACGUGACGUGGGGCGCGGGUGGUGGCGACCCUACCGCCAUCGAGCUCCCGACGAGCUCCAUGACGGUCGCGUCCACCGCGCUCAACCUGUGCGGACUCGAGACGAUGCUGCACAUGACGUGCGCCAACCAGACCAAGGCGCAGCUCACAGAGACGCUCCAGCGCGCAAAGAAUAACGGCAUUCGCAACAUUCUCACCCUCCGCGGCGACCCCGCCCCAGGCGAAGGCUGGAAGACCAUCGAGAACGGCUUUGGCUAUGCCACAGACCUCGUCAAGCACGUCAGAGACACCUUUGGCGACUACUUUGGCAUCUGCGUCGCCGGCUAUCCAAAUGGCCACCCGGAAGCAAAGUCUCUCGAGAGCGAUCUGCAACACUUGAAGGAAAAGGUCGACGCAGGCGCUGAAUUCAUCAUCACUCAGCUCUUCUUUGACGUGGAGACCUUCUUUGAGUUUGUAAGAAAGUGCCGCGCGAUCGGCAUCAAAGUCCCCAUCAUUCCAGGCGUGCUCCCGAUCCAGGGCUACUCGUCGCUCCGCAAUCUCGUCAAGUUGAGCAACCUGCAGCCGCCGCAGUACAUCCUCGACACGAUCGAGCCCAUCAAGGACGACGACGAGGCCAUCCGCCGGUAUGGCGUGCACCUUGCCACCAACAUGUGCCGCGAGCUCCUCGACCGCGUCGACGAGUUUGGCAACCGCAUGAUCCAGGGCGUGCACUUUUACACGCUCAACCGCGAGGUUGCCGUCCGCGAAAUUCUGCUCCAGCUCGGUCUGUGGUCGGAGGGCCCUCGAAGCCUGCCCUGGAAGACCUCCGCAAACGAGCGCCGCUCGAGCGAGGACGUGCGACCCAUCUUCUGGUCUUGCCGCCCAAAGAGCUACCUGCUGCGCACUCAAGAGUGGGACGAUUUCCCCAACGGUCGCUGGGGUGAUUCGUCGUCGCCCGCAUUCGGCGAGCUCACCGACUACUACCUCUUCCACCUCCAAGACACUGACGACACUGCCCGCAAAGAAAUGUGGGGCCGGUCUUGCGAGUCCAUUGCCGACAUUAUCACCGUGUUUACAAACUACCUGAGCGGCAAAGGCAACGUCCAGCGCUUGCCGUGGAACGAAGAGCCCAUCGCCCCAGAAACCCGCACAGUUCUCGGUCCCCUCAUCCGCUUGAACGAGCGCGGCGUCCUCACCAUCAACUCACAGCCUCGCGUCAACGGCUUGCGCUCUGACGAUCCCACUCACGGUUGGGGCGGUCCUCGCGGUUAUGUCUAUCAAAAGGCCUACCUCGAGUUUUUCAUUGCAAGCGAUCGACUUCCCAACCUGCUUCGUGCUAUUGACGCCUUCCCAUCUGUCCAAUAUCACGCCGUCAACUACAGCGGCACGGAGGAUCUGCGAAACCUUGAAAACGAAACCCCCACUGCCGUCACCUGGGGCGUGUUCCCUGGCAAAGAGAUUGUUCAACCGACCGUGGUUGACCCGAUCAGCUUUGGCGUCUGGAAGGAUGAGGCCUUCGCGCUGUGGAAGACACAAUGGGGCUCGCUGUACCCGCCAGAAUCGCCAUCGCGCAAGUUCCUGAGCGAAGUGCACGACACGUUCUAUCUUGUCAAUUUGGUGGACAAUGACUUUGUUGCCGGCAACAUUUACGACGUUUUCGACAUGCUCUUUGAGCUUGAAGACGCCGCGGCAGUACCAACGCAAGUGUAUGCGACCGCUUGAUUUUUUGAACUUUUUUUUUCCCCAGCUGUCUGUCCUUCCUCGUCGUUUCAUUUACCCGCUUGACCACCUGGAUUGUCGGUUCCCCACUUGACGUCUUGUCGUUCUUGCUUCCAUUUGUCGCUGCUGGGGCUUGUCUGCGCUCGUGGUGCACAAGUAGUUCUAAAUCCACUAUUCCAUCCGAAAUCAAUUCGC